This is a messenger RNA of Pectinophora gossypiella (pink bollworm), 1371 nucleotides long. RefSeq names its product group XIIA secretory phospholipase A2 (gene GXIVsPLA2). Gene Ontology annotation, molecular function: calcium ion binding; A2-type glycerophospholipase activity. The transcript has 3 exons. NCBI's taxonomy places the organism in Eukaryota, Metazoa, Arthropoda, Insecta, Lepidoptera, Gelechiidae. Gene Ontology annotation, cellular component: extracellular region. Gene Ontology annotation, biological process: arachidonate secretion; phospholipid metabolic process; lipid catabolic process. Bases 153 to 776 code for a protein of 207 amino acids. The record is from RefSeq and is a predicted model, not a curated record.
UUUAGUCGGCUGUCACUGUCAUCACUCACAAUCCCAAAAUAAGCUUGGAGACGUUAAAAAUUACGUGUUCGUAAAGCAUUGGUUUCUCUAUUGCAGCAUUAGUUUUAAAAAGAAGAUGCUUUUAUUUAUACCGUUGUGAUAAAUAUCAAAAGAUGGAGAUUCCUUAUAAGAAGAUUUUUAUAUACGCCCUAACCUUCAUUGCGUAUGCGUACACGGGUUUUGGCUCGAGUAUGCUACGGAAUUUAAAGGAUGCAGUGUUAUCGGCAGAGUCGGUGUUCGGAGAUAUGUUUCGCAAUGUUAUAACAGUUGCUGAAAGGUUCAGGUCUUUGCAUGAAGUCUUCGAUGCAGCUGUUGAAGAGGAAUGUAUAUUCGCUUGUCCUGGAGGCCAGAAACCAGUGCGCAACAGAAACCACAUUCCAAAGUCAGAUGGUUGUGGUUCAUUAGGGUUUGAGAUAUCAUCCGAAUACUUGCCGCUUGAGCAGAUGACGAAGUGUUGUGACGCUCAUGACAUCUGCUAUGACACCUGUAAUACUGGCAAGGAGGUCUGCGACCUUGACUUUAAGAGGUGCCUUUAUAAUUACUGUGAUACAUACAAGUCUGUGAAUGUAGCUGGGGAUACUAUUACAAAAGGCUGUAAAGCAGCUGCAAAGUUGCUGUUUACUGGAACAUUAACACUAGGCUGCAAGUCAUAUCUAGAUGCCCAGAAGAAUGCUUGCUAUUGUGUACCAGUGAAAAAUAAUAAAUAUAAGAAGUAUCCAGGGGAUGGAGAACUAUAGCAUACAUUUGUAUGAAGAGCAUACAAAUGUAUAAAUGUAAAUUCUUUGUUGAUUGAAUAUUGUAACUUCUAAGUAUAAAUCCUGUUUACAUAAAAUUACAUUUGGUAUAUGUGUUGUUGAUUAUGGAUGAGUAAUUAUUGGAUCUGUGUAAACAAUUUGAAAACUUCAAUGUAACCAAGGAAUUUGUUUAGCUAUUUUUGCGUGUUUUGUUUUGUGCUGCUAAGUCAAUAUUUGUGAUAUUAUGUUGUGUAAGUUUUCUACAUGUAUAAGAAAUGUUAUUUAUUGCAAUUUACAUGACAGGUAUGAACUUUCUAUUGCUAAUCUGAUAUAUUACAAUACUAUGUUGCUUUACAACAUAUUUUUUUGGUUCAGUAAGUUGCUACUUAUUUUUGUGGUUCAAUAAGUAAUACAUAUCUAUUUUACACAGGAACUUUACUGUGUGUAUACUCUGGAUUGUUAAUAUGUUUGCUUUACUAGUAGGCACAUUGCUACAUUAUUGUAGUUUACUGUUUCUUGCCCAAUGCAUGAUACAAUGAAUGAGAUAAAUAAUACAUUUUGUAUGAUAUUGUUUAAAUGAAAUAAAAAGUCAAUUAAA